Messenger RNA from Gorilla gorilla gorilla (western lowland gorilla), 4449 nucleotides. It is a transcript of the gene HEXIM1, whose product is annotated as HEXIM P-TEFb complex subunit 1. Gene Ontology annotation, cellular component: cytoplasm; nucleoplasm; nucleus. The transcript has a single exon. Gene Ontology annotation, molecular function: 7SK snRNA binding; cyclin-dependent protein serine/threonine kinase inhibitor activity. The coding region runs from base 2985 to 4064 and encodes 359 amino acids. Gene Ontology annotation, biological process: negative regulation of transcription by RNA polymerase II; negative regulation of cyclin-dependent protein serine/threonine kinase activity. NCBI's taxonomy places the organism in Eukaryota, Metazoa, Chordata, Mammalia, Primates, Hominidae. The record is from RefSeq and is a predicted model, not a curated record.
AGGUGGACCCGAAUUCUUGGAAGCCCAGAGAAAACAAACGAAGGUGUUCAUUUUCAGAACAUAUAGCUGUGCCCAGAGGCCCGCGUGCUUGCGGCUCCCCUUAGAGGCAUCUACAUUGGCCAUGCCCAUCACCACUGGCCCCCACCCCCGAUAUCUCACACUGCCCAGAGCCACCGAAGUCCCAGACUAGCCCUUUCCUGGCACAUGAUGCUUGGUCUUCCUAAAAUGCCCCUCUUCGUGCCACUUUGCGUGAAAGCUCUUCAUCCUUCAGAGCCAGCCAGGAAGUCACUUGCUCCUGACGCUUGUCCAUAAUUCCCAGCUCCCAUGCACUCGGCUCAUCAGCUCCCACCGGGAUUUCCCUCACUUGCCAUUUAGGCUGGCUGUGGUCUGAUGGCCUCUCCACAGUCCAGGAGCAACUUGAAGGCAAGAAUGGCAUCCCACCCCUCUUUGUACCCUCCUGUUUGCCAAAUGAUAUAGGGGCUGAAUAAGGUUGAAGUUGUUGGGAAUAAAAAGAACGAAAUCCAGAGUUUUCCCCGAUUUUAAGAAAAAAUGGGUUUUGUGUUUGUGACAGAAAAAAAAAACUGGCAUGGGGGGGGUCACAAAGACCAGCGCUCUAGCCAGAACUGCCCCAUGGUUGUCAUGUGACCUUGGACAAGUCACUUAUUUUCCAGUGUCUUAGAGAUGUCUUAUCUGUAAAAUGGAGACACUCAUUCCUAUCGUGUCUAACUUGCCAGGCUGUGGUGAGGUCACAUGGUUCUGUGCGUAAAAGGUGCACAGUGCAAACGUGCUGGAAUGUCAGGGAUGCUAUUAAGGAAGCAAUAAGAAGAAAGGGUCACUGGGUGUGUGGCGAAGGAGAAGUGGAAAGGGCGCCAAGAUUUUAGGCCUCAGUGACUGGUAUGGAGGGUUCUCUGGGUCCUCUCAGUCCCUGUUUAUGGAGGGCUGGGGGCUUGGGUCUAGAUAAUUUCUCUCUGAGAAACUAAGCCCCCGGGGGAAUCGGCCCCCCCAGCCCUGCGCCAGAAUCCCCUGCCGCAAGUUUCGGAGCAAGGCCUCCUCCAUGCUUCCCUCCCAGUCUUGCCCAGCGCCCACUGAUGAGGAAGGGCCUCUGCGGGUGAGAGACCUGCUUCCCUCUCGGAUAGCCAGGGCUGAUGAUUUCAACUCAUUAAUCAUUCCGAACUCUUCCCAACAAACAGCCUCAUGGCUGUCCCGGACCUCCUCUGUCCCGGCUCAGGAAAUGAUCUCGCUCGGAAGUGAAAAGACCAAAUCGGCCCCAGGAGGCCAUUUUCUUCGACAGAAGCUGAGGCGUGGGGGCAAGGCCUUCCCCCGCUUCCCCCUCCACUCCCCCGCCCGCCCCCGGCCCCAGCUUUCCGAUCUCGGCCCAGGGAAGAGCCUUGGUCGCGAAUCACCAGUUUGCAUUUGCCCCUGGGGCGGGGGCGGCUUUCUGAGACCAGGCUGGGGGUGGGACCCCGCCACCUUCCGCUAAGGGUACCGAGUUCAGUCCGGGAGUCGGCGUCACCGGGACUCGAACCCGCCUUUUCGUCUUCCGAGGCCUAGUGCGAGCCUGCGGCGCUAAACGCAGUCACACUGUCCCUUUAAGGCGGCACUUUUUAUUCUUCAUUUGUUUACUUCUUCAUGCGCUUUUCGUUCUUUACAAAAUGUGCUCGCAUAUCCUUCCGCAAGUGUCAGUCUCAGGCACUCACCACCCGCUUUGAAGCCAUUUCUAUAAUCUUAAGACUCGCGAGUUAGCAGCCGUGGGCCGACGUCUCUCUUUAUAGGAUUUAAUUCUUUUACAUUUUAGGGACUACUUUUUAGGAAUAAACCAUUCUUGCGUUAGUUAAUAAAGGUUCAUAACCUUCGGAACCCUUCCGCUGAGAACAAAAUACGAUAAUAGCCUUUAUAACGCACCUUUUCAUAAAAAUAUUCUGUGUGGACUCUCAUAGGCCAUCGAAUCUUCUCGUAUUCCUGAAACAGAAUGGUACGGUCCAGAACCCGCCCCAUCUUCUCUGCGAUUGGCCGUCCUUCCUCAGCGAGUCGUGUGAUUUUUCACCAAUGGCCGCUCGCGUUUCUUUAGCGAGGUCUAAGAGAUGGAAGGUGUCGGCCAGGGAGACGCCCCCAACGCGUCCCGGGAUUGGCUACGUCGCACGGCGCGCGAGGGCGGCGGGCCCGAAAGAAAAGAACUACGACUCCCGGCGCCCCGCAAAGGGAACUCCGUUACGCAUGCGCACGGGCGGGGCGAACAAGCCUGUAUAUAAAAGGGGCGCAGAGGACUGGGAGACAGCAGUUGGAAGUUGGCAGGUGGAGAGGCAGGUUGGGAGGGAAAGUCGGGGGAGGACGCGGAAGAGGAGCUGUGGGAAGGGGGAGGAGGGAGGGAGGAAAAGAGGAGGAGGCGGAGGAGAACUGAGCAGAGCAGAGCAUCGAGCCAAAGGGGAGAUGAGUUUGUCUGUCCUCUGCUGAGGCUACGGCCGGGCCUAGGGAACUGGGAGCUUGGGUGGAAGCGACACCCGUGGAAGUGGGAGGAGGUGGCGCCGGGACUUUAACCCCUUGUGGGCUCUGCGGCAGGGGAUUUAACCCUUUGUGGAUCUGGCCCCUCGGAGGCAGCGUCAUCGGUAGUUUUAACCCCUUCGGGGCUGGGUUUCACGCACUGGACUUACCCUCAUCACCUUGCUCACCAACUCCUUUAUUGGGGUGCUCCGCUUGGAGGUUUGAGGCCCACCUCCGCCCAUUACGUACUGUUCCUGCCGCUGCACCCCCUUGGACCCGCUAGCUGGCCGCACUGUGGGCGCUUAACCCUUUACUGACUUGAGCUCCCCAGAUUGCAGUUGGAGUUUGCUGAUAGAAGGACUAGCUAAAGGCGUCACUGCAGGAAUUACAAACUGAAGAGGACUCUGUUGGACUUUUUUUUUUUUUUUUUUUUUUAAGAAAAACCCAUUUUUUUCCUUAAGGACUUACUAGCCAAAAUUUCUUAAACUUCGAGGACUCUACUAGCCAUGGCCGAGCCAUUCUUGUCAGAAUAUCAACACCAGCCUCCAACUAGCAACUGUACAGGUGCUGCUGCUGUCCAGGAAGAGCUGAACCCUGAGCGCCCUCCAGGCGCGGAGGAGCGGGUGCCCGAGGAGGACAGUAGGUGGCAAUCGAGAGCGUUCCCCCAGUUGGGUGGCCGUCCGGGGCCGGAGGGGGAAGGGAGCCUGGAGUCCCAACCACCUCCCUUGCAGACCCAGGCCUGUCCAGAAUCUAGCUGCCUGAGAGAGGGCGAGAAGGGCCAGAAUGGGGACGACUCGUCCGCUGGCGGCGACUUCCCGCCGCCGGCAGAAGUGGAACCGACGCCCGAGGCCGAGCUGCUCGCCCAGCCUUGUCAUGACUCCGAGGCCAGUAAGUUGGGGGCUCCUGCCGCAGGGGGCGAAGAGGAGUGGGGACAGCAGCAGAGACAGCUGGGGAAGAAAAAACAUAGGAGACGCCCGUCCAAGAAGAAGCGGCAUUGGAAACCGUACUACAAGCUGACCUGGGAAGAGAAGAAAAAGUUCGACGAGAAACAGAGCCUUCGAGCUUCAAGGAUCCGAGCCGAGAUGUUCGCCAAGGGCCAGCCGGUCGCGCCCUAUAACACCACGCAGUUCCUCAUGGAUGAUCACGACCAGGAGGAGCCGGAUCUCAAAACCGGCCUGUACUCCAAGCGGGCCGCCGCCAAAUCCGACGACACCAGCGAUGACGACUUCAUGGAAGAAGGGGGUGAGGAGGAUGGGGGCAGCGAUGGGAUGGGAGGGGACGGCAGCGAGUUUCUGCAGCGGGACUUCUCGGAGACGUACGAGCGGUACCACACGGAGAGCCUGCAGAACAUGAGCAAGCAGGAGCUCAUCAAGGAGUACCUGGAACUGGAGAAGUGCCUCUCGCGCAUGGAGGACGAGAACAACCGGCUGCGGCUGGAGAGCAAGCGGCUGGGUGGCGACGACGCGCGUGUGCGGGAGCUGGAGCUGGAGCUGGACCGGCUGCGCGCCGAGAACCUCCAGCUGCUGACCGAGAACGAACUGCACCGGCAGCAGGAGCGAGCGCCGCUUUCCAAGUUUGGAGACUAGACUGAAACUUUUUUGGGGGAGGGGGCAAAGGGGACUUUUUACAGUGAUGGAAUGUAACAUUAUAUACAUGUGUAUAUAAGACAGUGGACCUUUUUAUGACACAUAAUCAGAAGAGAAAUCCCCCUGGCUUUGGUUGGUUUCGUAAAUUUAGCUAUAUGUAGCUUGCGUGCUUUCUCCUGUUCUUUUAAUUAUGUGAAACUGAAGAGUUGCUUUUCUUGUUUUUCUUUUUAGAAGUUUUUUUCCUUAAUGUGAAAGUAAUUUGACCAAGUUAUAAUGCAUUUUUGUUUUUAACAAAUCCCCUCCUUAAACGGAGCUAUAAGGUGGCCAAAUCUGAGAACAAUUAAAUUCAUUUUAGUUAUAAUAAAUUUAAUAUUUGUAAACGUAA